UUUUUAUGGAUAUAUAGGGCGAGUGAGAAAGUGAUGGGUUGCAAAAGGGGAAGAGAUUAGGAGUGUGGAAAUGUUGGUCAGCAACUGCAGUUGUUGCCAACAUAUACCUCCUCUGGACUACUUCCCAACAUGUCCUCCUUCCCAUCCAUUCCAUUGUUGCCAGUGCGUCCCUAGCUGCCAUUUUUGCCAACAAAAUAAACUUGCAUUUGGUUACUGCGUCCCUUCCUGUUCCACUUGCCCAGUUCUGCCAACUGAACAAGGAGGAAAAAUUGAAUCAGGCAGAGGCGGAACAACCGAACCAGGCAGCAGCAGAACAACAACUGGAAAAACUGGAACAGGUGGCGGAGGCGGACCAACUGAACCAGGCAGCAGCAGCGGAAAAACUGGAACAGACGGAGGCGGACCAACUGAGCCAGGCAGCAGCAGAACAACUGGAACAGGCGGAGGAGGACCCGCCGAAUCACGGUGGACAGAAGACAUUAUCCAAUUUCCCAUUCCGGAAAAUCCUUCCUGGAGUAAUCCAAAACUUUAUGGUUGGGGAUUCCAGCACUUUGUAGUUAAUGUGGGGAGUACAGUGAUCGUUCCAUCUGUGAUGGUCAGUGUGGGCGGAGGUGGCAAUGUAGAGAAAGCGAGGGCGAUACAGGCGUCGUUGUUUGUAAUGGGAAUAAAUACACUUUUGCAGAUUUGUUUUGGUGCUCGGCUUUCUGUGUCGAUGGAAACAUCCCAAGCUUACAUUAUCCCUAUAAUUUCCAUUGCUUUAUCAACUUACAGUAAUUUUAAUAACUCACUCGAUCCCCAUCAGAGGUUUGAACAAUUCAUGAGACGUGUACAAGGGGCAAGUCUCAUUUCGUCUAUCUUUCAAAUGGUGAUUGGUUUCUCUGGUUUGGCGAAAUAUUUUGCAAGACACCUUAGCCCUCUCGCUUCUGUUCCUCUAGUAACUCUCACGGGACUUGGGCUCUACGUUCGUGGAUUUCCAUUGGUGGCCAAGUGUGCUGAAAUUGGCUAUUCUGGUUUUCUUAACUCAGUAUGGUUUUACCUAAUGCUUUUGGUGUUCUAUCUUGUUGGUAAUCAACGCUUAUUGCAGUUUCUUCCCCGUAUAUCGAAAGCGAAAAAAGAGAUAGCUGGUCAAGUAGCAAUCAUACUUUCUGUUGCAAUUGUAUGGACCUAUGCAGAGAUUUUGACUGUGGCUGGUGCAUAUGAUAAUACAACUCAAGAAACACAAAUGAAUUGUCGUACUGAUAGUUCUGGGCUCAUUGGUGCUGCUUCUUGGUAA
Hevea brasiliensis (rubber tree) is the source of this 1273-nucleotide messenger RNA. RefSeq names its product nucleobase-ascorbate transporter 4-like. Gene Ontology annotation, biological process: transmembrane transport. NCBI's taxonomy places the organism in Eukaryota, Viridiplantae, Streptophyta, Magnoliopsida, Malpighiales, Euphorbiaceae. The record is from RefSeq and is a predicted model, not a curated record. Gene Ontology annotation, cellular component: membrane. Gene Ontology annotation, molecular function: transmembrane transporter activity. The transcript has 7 exons. The coding region runs from base 71 to 1273 and encodes 400 amino acids.